UAUUUUUCCCUUUCAGGUGAGAUGUCUGAAAAGUUAAGUAGGUGCCGUAAGGAGCUAGCAGCAGCUAUUGAUCGAGCAAUGGAAGAUCUCUCCAUUCCUUUCCUUCCUUCCCAAGAUACCAGCAACAACCAGGACUCCGAUUUGCCAAUAGUGCAACUUUCUACACCCCAUAAUGUAGAUAUCUUUAAUUCUAAGAGAGAGGUAAUCUCUCCUACUGUAUAUGGCCCCCAGCCAUCUUCAGCCAUCUCCUCUCCUGAAAAAGAGAAUCCCCUCCUUAGGUCAAAUCUCUUUCCAGUGACGGUAACCUCGAGUAUUACAUGUACCAAACGGGAACCAUUGAUGAGCAAGGAAAAUACAUGGUUGCACACUCCAAUCUUUAUGGCUGACAAGCAGUAUUUUAUCAGCCUACAAGACAGUGAGAGAUGGAAGAAAGGACAAGUAAGCAAAACUGAUGAACGAUCCAUGAAGUCAGAAACAAACCUAAUUUCCUGUGAUGUUCCUCCAGAGAAUCCAAAGGAUCAUGAAGAUAUGUCUGCUGGUAAGCAAUAUGUCCUCUGCUCCAUAGCUUUUUUAAAUUUGAUUACUAGCCUUUUAUGCACUUUUUUUUUUUCUGUAGGCGAAUCCUCAGCUGUCCAUCUGGGUGAGAGGACCACUUUCAGGAAGGUCCUAGAACACAGCCCUGAAGAUGAAGCUAUCAUUGAAACCUUGUUGGAUAUGGAAGAGGAAUACAGAUUAAACAGCUCCACCUUGCACCAGCUUCACUAGGCAGGUGGUGUAAAGUGUGAGCUAUUUUUAAGAUUUGUUAGUAACAUUUUAAAACCAUGCAAGCAAUCCUGACCAGAUGCACAAUUAAAGUAAGCAACUUACAAUAUUGGCAUGGAGUUUCUUUUUUCUUCUCUGUAGAAUAAUGAACAGUAGAUCAAUCAAAUGCUACUGCUUUUGCUUGCCCUUCAAGGUAAUUUUCCAUUGCAAAAAAGAUACUGCAUAUAAGCCAUCUUGUGACAUAAUGAUUUAAGUCAUGUUUACUUGCAAAUUUUUGCCAAGCAGAAGAUGCACACGUCUUUAAACCAGAAAAAAAAAACGUUUUGAAUAAUGGGAUGAAUUUCACAGAAGGAAACACAAAAUAGAUAAACACUAAUAACGAAACUGACUGGUGGGGGAAUGAAAUAAUCUACGUAUAUCUUAUAUCUAAAGAUUCAUUAAUCGUAGGAUCUUGUGCAUCAAGAUAUUUACUCCAUGGUUUUCUCUGGGGAAGCAAGCUACACAUCUGCUUUCAUGUCAGACAGGACAGAAAGGAGAAAAAAUGUGUAAUUCAUUGUGAUCAUAAAUGUAUAGUUUAAAAGAACACCCCUCCAACCCUCUGUUUUUUAUUUGGAAUGAAAUUAAAGAUUUGGUGCGUUUUUUAGCUUUCACAUAUUAUCAUAGCCUUUUUAGGGGUAAAAUACUAUUGUUGAUCAUUGAAGAAAACAGUUGGCAUCGGGAUGCUCUUUAUCAGAUGAUAAUGACUAUAAAAAGUAUUAAUGGACUUAAUUUAUUUUGUUUUUGCCAAAAAUAGGCCAUGCGUUAAGGGCAUAAAUAUUUUUAGUACUUCAAGUAAGGCCCACUUUUGUAAGAAACAUAUACAAAUAUCAACAUAAUUUAAGUGGAAACAUUGUUACCUUAGAAAUAUGUCAAUAAAGAAACCAGUGAAUGUUCUACACACAUACGGUACGUAAUUUAGUGUUAUCCACAUCCAGAAUGGGAAAAGGCUAUUUUCCCCUUAAUUUUCUGUGGGGUGGCAUAGAGAAUUCUGUAUACAGUGCAUUACCUAUAGCAGUGAUGGUGAACCUAUGGAACGCGUGCCACAGGUGACACGCGGAGCCAUUUCCAAGGGCAUGCGAGGUGCUGCCGUUAGCUGGCCAGCGCGCAUCCGUG
Thamnophis elegans (Western terrestrial garter snake) is the source of this 1914-nucleotide messenger RNA. RefSeq names its product chromosome 2 C3orf62 homolog (gene C2H3orf62). The record is from RefSeq and is a predicted model, not a curated record. NCBI's taxonomy places the organism in Eukaryota, Metazoa, Chordata, Lepidosauria, Squamata, Natricidae. The transcript is spliced from 3 exons. Bases 22 to 765 code for a protein of 247 amino acids.